Messenger RNA from Myripristis murdjan (pinecone soldierfish), 1612 nucleotides. It is a transcript of the gene crtam, whose product is annotated as cytotoxic and regulatory T cell molecule. Lineage: Eukaryota; Metazoa; Chordata; Actinopteri; Holocentriformes; Holocentridae. The record is from RefSeq and is a predicted model, not a curated record. Bases 21 to 1421 code for a protein of 466 amino acids. Gene Ontology annotation, molecular function: signaling receptor binding. Gene Ontology annotation, biological process: cell recognition; detection of tumor cell; positive regulation of natural killer cell mediated cytotoxicity directed against tumor cell target. The transcript is spliced from 11 exons. Gene Ontology annotation, cellular component: plasma membrane.
GUUGCUACUGAGUGACAAAGAUGGAACUGAAGCUGCAGCUGAUCCUUUUCAUGUUUCUCAUCGACGCAUCGCUUGCUGUGUGGCAGCGAGUCACUGUGAUGGAGGGCAAGACGCUCACCCUGAGGUGCCCCAUCACAAACGCUCACCAGAGCCACGUGGAGUGGAAGAACCCAAAGGGAUAUGUCAUGUUCUUCAAUCACAACAAAGGUGAAGAUGCUUUGAAGGACAGGCGAUACAGCAUAGACAAGCUGUCCAAGACAGAAUUCACCGUCAGUGUGUCUGACAUCACCUUCAAAGAUGGAGGCAACUACACGUGCCUUCACUACAACCACACUGUGACAGAGAAGACAGUGGAGGUGACAGUAUUAGGCUAUCCAAAAAUUGCAGUAGCAAGGCAUGGUGGGAGGAAGGUCAUCAAAUGCACUGCAGCGGCGAACCACUAUGCUCCCAAAAUCUUCUGGCAAAUCGGUCAUGUGAUUGAAACUGCUGCUCAACCCCAUAUCAUCACUGAAGACAACAUAAGCAAAUAUGUCUCUGUGGAUAAACUUCAUGUUCAAUCAGUGAGGGACAAAGUCAGAGUGAAAUGCCUUGUUCGCCAUCCAGCUCUGCACUCCGAACCACUGAUGGACUUUGUCGACAUUGGACGACCUGGCACAAAGUCACCCCGGACGACCUCCACCAGUUCACCCACGACUCAACCACAAAGGUCAACAACAACCCACUGGUUCGAGAGAGAGUCAACAACUGAGACACCAGCAACCACAGACUUGAAUGGGCCCACCAUGUUCCCUCAGAUGACCAGUUCACCCAUGACUCAACCAGACCAUCCAGGGACAACUAAUUCCUCAGAGAGCUCUGUAUCAUCUGAUUCAGACAGAAGCAGGGAUGACACCAUCAGUAACGUCACCAGCACAGCAGGUUGGACACGUGUUUCCGAAAUAACAGAGGAGAACAUUUUCUAUAACAGUACAGAGGGAAACAGUACCAGAGAGGGUUUUGAUGAGAGACAGAAGCGAGCAGGAAAUGAAGGAAAUUCAUCAUUACUGGUCUUCCUGGUGACAUGCCUAAUCUUUGCUCUUCUGGUGGUGGUCCUUUUCUUUGCAAUUAAACUGAGGCGAGCACACAUCCUGUGGAAGCGAGUUUUUAUUGUUACAGAGAAUGAAGACUCAGCUCCGUCAGAGGAGAGCAGCAAAUCCAAAUCAAGCCAAGAGGAAAGACUCUCCCAAGCACAAAGGCGCAAAGGGCUGUUCAACAUCGGCUUCACUAAGUAUGUUAUCGAGGAGCCAACAGAGAUAAUCACAGAGACAAAUACAACCAUGACAACAGCUGAAAGGAAAAAUAAAGAACCGACCUCUGCGCUUCAUGUGGCACCAAAAACAGAAGCUUCAGCCAGCAAUCACAUCAAGGAGACAGAACUGUAACAGCCUUUUAAAUAUAGUGUAUGAUAAGCUAUAUGAAAUGUGAUACAAUGCAUCAGUUUAGGACUCACAAACUAAGCUGUUUUUUAUUUUUUUAAACAGAGUAUAUGUUUACAUGGAAAAGGAUGUGGUAGCACUAUGCCUGUAAAGUACUGUAGCAAACUGUAUAUGUUUACAUAUGCCAAUAAAUUAUA